Molecule: messenger RNA, 3238 nt
Organism: Oryzias melastigma (Indian medaka)
Lineage: Eukaryota; Metazoa; Chordata; Actinopteri; Beloniformes; Adrianichthyidae
Product: NLR family CARD domain-containing protein 3-like
Exons: 8
Molecular function (GO): protein binding
Source: RefSeq, a predicted model, not a curated record
CUGAUGAAGAUCACAGAGAACUUCCUGAGGAGAAUGAAGCAGGAGGAGCUGGCUGAUCGACUGCAGAGCAGUAAGAGGAUUUCUCUGAAGAAGAAGUUCCAGUGUGUGUUUGAGGGAAUCGCUAAAGCAGGAAACCCAACCCUUCUGAAUGAGAUCUACACAGAGCUCUACAUCACAGAGGGAGGAACUGGAGAGCUGAAUGAAGAACAUGAGGUCAGACAGAUUGAAGCAGCAUCCAGGAAAGCAGACAGAGCAGAAACCAGCAUCAGACAAGAAGAGCUCUUUCAACUCCCAGCUGGAAGACAAGAACCAAUCAGAACCGUGAUGACAAAGGGAGUGGCUGGCAUCGGGAAAACAGUCUUAACACAGAAGUUCACUCUGGACUGGGCUGAAGGCAAAGCCAACCAGAACAUCCACUUCACAUUUCCAUUCACUUUCAGAGAGCUGAAUGUGCUGAAAGAGGAGAAGUUCAGCUUGGUGGAACUUGUUCAUCACUUCUUCCCUGAAACCAAAGAAGCAGGAAUCUGCAGCUUUGAAGACUUCCAGGUCAUCUUCAUCUUUGAUGGUCUGGAUGAGUGUCGACUUCCUCUGGACUUCCACAAGACUCGGAUCCUAAACGACCCUAGAAAGUCCACCUCAGUGGGUGAUCUGCUGACAAACCUCAUCAGGGGGAACCUGCUUCCCUCUGCUCGCCUCUGGAUAACCACACGACCUGCAGCAGCCAAUCAGAUCCCUGCUGGGUGUGUUGACAUGGUGACAGAGGUCAGAGGGUUCAAUGAUCCACAGAAGGAGGAGUACUUCAGGAAGAGAUUCAGAGAUGAAGAGCAGGCCAGCAGGAUCAUCUCCCACAUCAAGAGAUCCCGAAGCCUCCACAUCAUGUGCCACAUCCCAGUCUUCUGCUGGAUCACUGCUACAGUUCUGGAGGAUCUGCUGAAGAGCAGAGAGGGAGGAGAGCUGCCCAAGAGCCUGACUGAGAUGUACAUCCACUUCCUGGUGGUUCAGGCCAAAGUCAAGAAGGUCAAGUAUGAUGGAGGAGCUGAGACAGAUCCUCACUGGAGUCCAGAGAGCAGGAAGAUGAUGGAGUCUCUGGGAAAACUGGCUUUUGAGCAGCUGCAGAAAGGAAACCUGAUCUUCUAUGAAUCCGACCUGACAGAGUGUGGCAUCGAUAUCAGAGCAGCCUCAGUGUACUCAGGAGUGUUCACACAGAUCUUUAGAGAGGAGAGAGGCCUGUACCAGGACAAGGUCUUCUGCUUCAUCCAUCUGAGUGUUCAGGAGUUUCUGGCUGCUCUUUAUCUCCACCUGACCGUAUUCCCCUCUGCAAUCAACCGCACGAAAGAAAAGAAGAAAUCUUGGUUCUCUGAACUGUUUCAAAGCAGUCCAGUCCAGUUCUACCAGAGUGCUGUGAAUAAGGCCUUACAGAGUCCAAACGGACACCUGGACUUGUUCCUCCGCUUCCUCCUGGGUCUUUCACUGCAGACCAAUCAGAGUCUCCUACGAGGUCUGCUGACUCAGACAGGAAGUAGCUCACAGACCAAUCAGGAAACAGUCCAGUUCAUCAAGAAGAAGAUCAGUGAGGAUCUGUCUGCAGAGAAAAGCAUCAACCUGUUCCACUGUCUGAAUGAACUGAAUGAUGGUUCUCUAGUGGAGGAGAUCCAACAGGUCCUGAGGUCAGGACGUCUCUCCACAGAUAAACUGUCUCCAGCUCAGUGGUCUGCUCUGGUCUUCAUCUUACUGUCAUCAGAAGAAGAUCUGGAAGAGUUUGACCUGCAGAAAUACUCUACUUCAGAGGAGGCUCUUCUGAGGCUGCUGCCAGUGAUCAAAGCCUCCAACAAAGCUCUACUGAGUGACUGUAACCUGUCAGAGAGAAGCUGUGCAGCUCUGUCCUCAGUUCUUAGCUCUCAGUCCUCCAGACUCAGAGUUCUGGACCUGAGUUACAACAACCUGCAGGAUUCAGGAGUGAAGCUGCUCUCAGCAGGACUGGAGAGUCCACACUGUAAACUGGAGACUCUCAGGUUGAAGGACUGUAGUUUGACAGAGGUCAGCUGUCAAGCUCUGGGCGCAGCUCUGAAGAAAAACCCGUCCAAUCUGACAGAACUGGACCUUAGUGGGAACAAGCUGCACGAUUCAGGAGUUUUUCAUUUGUGUGGUUUUCUGGAGAGUCCAGACUGUAGACUACAGACUCUGAGGUUGAUAAACUGCAGUUUAUCAAAGACCAGCUGUGCUGCUUUUAUCUCAGCUUUGAAUUCAAACCUGUCCCACCUGACAGAACUGGACCUGAGCUACAACAACCUUCAAUCUUCAGAUGUGCAGCAGCUCCAGGAUCUGGUGGAGAGUCCAAACUCCAAACUGCAGACUCUGAGGUUGGAGGGACAGAGCUGGUUGGAGGGACAGAGCUGGUGGAGCUGGUUUUCCUGAUGUUCCUCUUUUUGGAUCAGAGAGGAUCAUCAUCAUCAUCAUCAUCAUCAUCAUCAUCAGCUGGUCUGCAAAGAUGUUCCUUGUAGGUUUAGAACAGAGUGAUAGAGGAAUCAGAAGAAGUGGAGAUGAGUGUCAAAGCUGCAGCAUGAACUGAUCUGAGAUCAGCUCCACUGUCUCUCUCAGCAUCAAGUGGACAGUUAUUGUGCUGCAGCUCCCCCGGUGGACUGAUGGAGAACUGCACAUCAUCUUCUCAUUCUAACUUGGGGUGUUGAUCUGAAACCCAAACCCAGAACUGCUCCAAUUAGUUUAGAUUUUAAACCAGUUUCAAGAUUUACAUUUAAUGUUUCCACUUGGUUCAAAGUAAACCUUAAUUGGUUUAUCUAAACUGAUGUGGAACAAUAUGUUAUAGUGUAAAAGUGAUUGUCAUAAAUUGUUACCUCUGAAUUUGUGUGUUUUAGUAGGACAGACCCUAACUAUGUGCUGGUGAUUGGAUUGAUGAGAGAGGACCAGAUAAAGGAAGACUUGGACCAGUAAAACAGCCUCAGUCUGAGGUCUAACAGUGAUGACACCAGCCUGGGCUCAUGGGCGUUUUGUAAAGAGUCUGAAACUCGUCUUUGUUAGAGCUGUCAUUUUUUUUAAAUAGUUGUCUCUUGUUUCUUUUAGUGACUAGGUGGUAAGCACGUAGGUUUGUUUUUUUUAUUUUGUCGGUUUUGAGGGAAGUCUGUUUUCUUUUUGUACAUAGGGGGUGUUUUUUAGAUGUGUUAACCUUGGCUCUCCCUCAAUUUAAGAUCCUCUUUUAAUAAAUCCAAGUUAUUUAUCUUCA